Molecule: messenger RNA, 4627 nt
Organism: Equus caballus (horse)
Lineage: Eukaryota; Metazoa; Chordata; Mammalia; Perissodactyla; Equidae
Source: RefSeq, a predicted model, not a curated record
AUGGCCGCGCGCCCCAGCCCGCUCUGGCUCCUGGGCCUGGCGCUGUGCGCGCUGGGCGGCGGCGGCCCCGGCCCGCGCCCCCCGCCCGGCUGCCCGCCGCGCCGCCUGGGCCCGCGCGAGCGCCGCGACCUGCAGCGCGAGAUCCUGGAGGUGCUCGGGCUGCCCGGGCGGCCCCGGCCCCGCACGCCGCCCGCCGCCGCCCGGCCGCCCGCGUCCGCGCCGCUCUUCAUGCUGGACCUCUACCACGCCAUGGCCGGCGACGACGCCGAGGACGGCGGGCCCCCCGAGCGGCGCCUGGGCCACGCCGACCUGGUCAUGAGCUUCGUGAACAUGGGUGAGCGCGGGCCCGGGGGGCGGCGGGGCCCGGCGGUGACGCCCGACCUCCGCCUAGCGCGCGUGCGGGACGGCGGGCUGUGUCUGCGCCCAUCGGGCCCCGGGGGAGGGACGCGGGCUGCAGGGGAGUUGCGUCCCCUCAAGUCCUCAGCCUCCAUGCUCCUGGGCCCGCCCAGGCCCCGGCAGAGGGGUCCCUGCUGUGUCCACGUGCAGGGCCACCACCCUCAAGUGACCGCCCUCUCUCCUCUCUCUGUCUCAGGGCUCAGCGUGGAUCCUGGCCUGGCCGGUCUGCUGGGGCAACGGGCACCGCGCUCCAAACAGCCCUUCAUGGUCACUUUUUUCAGGGCGAGCCCCCGUCCUGUCCGAGCCCCUCGGGCCGUGAGGCCGCUGAAGAGGAGGCCCCCGAAGAAAACCAACGAGCUGCCGCACCCGAACAAGCUCCCGGGGAUCUUUGAUGACGUCCACGGCUCCGACGGCCGGCAGGUUUGUCGUCGGCACGAGCUCUAUGUCAGCUUCCAGGACCUCGGCUGGCUGGACUGGGUCAUCGCCCCCCAAGGCUACUCGGCCUAUUACUGUGAGGGGGAGUGCUCCUUCCCGCUGGACUCCUGCAUGAACGCCACCAACCACGCCAUUCUGCAGUCCCUGGUGCACCUGAUGAAGCCAGACGCUGUCCCCAAGGCAUGCUGCGCGCCCACCAAGCUGAGCGCCACCUCCGUGCUCUACUACGACAGCAGCAACAAUGUCAUCCUGCGCAAGCACCGCAACAUGGUGGUCCGCGCCUGCGGCUGCCACUGAGGGCACCCCGUCCACUCGGCGCCUCCCCCAGCUCAGGCCCCUCUGCAGAGGCGGGAGCCCCUCAAACCCAGCCAGCCCCAGGCGGGGUUGGCACAGAGGGCCCUCCGAGAUCAACAUGUCUGUGUCCCUGCCUCCCUCCUGCCAGGCUGGGUCCUCUCCAGGCCCCUCCUCCUCUCUGCCCUGUCUGAGGUUGUCACAGACUUCUGGCUUCCAGUCCUCGUGUUCUGAGUCAUCAAGCAAGCUUCUACCCCAGCCCCCUCACCCCUCCAGAGGCAUGUGGUGACCAGCUCUUUGGGGCUGGCACAAAAGUCCUGUCUGUGGCCCAGGCUGUGGGCAGAUGUGGGAUGAACCGAGAGCACCUGGAACCCAAGAUGGGCCCCUCAGGCUCUUCACUAUCCAUUCCAGGGUUUGCCGGUGUGUAGACAGGAUCUGGUCCACCUCUGGUUGCCUGCCCUUCCCAGGUGCAAAACUGGGCAUUUCUAGGCAUUUCUGUUAGAGAGCGUGGCGUUGCCCUCAGUGUUCCAUAUUUGCAUCUGAAUUACCAAACUGCUGACCACAGGGUACGCAUGUGGGUCAACUCAAGAAAGAGCUGAAUGAACACAAGAGUUAGGGCUAAGGCCAAUGGAGUUUACCUUCCCCUGUCUUUCUGCCUUGAUACGCCUCUUCUGCCUGGGGCAGACAUGCAACGCAUGGACAUUUUGCCUUUGGAGAAACAAAAGAUCUUGGGGCCUUCGAUGACCCAUCUAUCUGUCAGCAUGGAACCAUCAGGAGUUCAGCUCUGUGGAAAAGCUAUCUUUUCACUGAGACAAGUACGGUGGAUACAUUGUGUGGCCCAAGAUGACAAUGCCCAGCACAGAUGACAUAAUUUCCCUUGCCUUUCUGCAUGGCAGACAUCAAUAAUCAACCCCGAUAUUUUUCCUUCCAAAUCUGGAUAGAAUUUCAAAAUGAUCAGCACAGAACUCCAGGCAGCCACUGCCAACAGACUAGAGUUGGCAUAUGAAGUGAGAAUUGUUUGCCAUCUCCUGCUAAGGAGCAAUCCAUUCCACCCAGAGCAAUGCAUCUUUGACACUGGGCAGCCUGUGACAAGGUGUGGGGCGAGGGUGGGAGCUUGUCCAGAAGUUGUCACAAACAGGCUGGUGACCAAAGUUUUUGUCACCUUGUAUGCCCAGGAGCCCUGUCCUGUUUCUUGGGACCUGUGAGCCAAAGAAAAGGCUGCUGUCCCCGGGGAGUGACAGGUGGUAAUUAGGCUGAGCUGGGUGGGGAGGUUCCCGGAAACCACUGUUCUCCUUGGAACAGCCGCAGCAGCUGGAGUGUUUAUUUGAUUUCUGACUCGCUAAGCCUGUAAUUUACCUGCUGGCGCAGACAGAGUCCAGCUGCCCGAACCCUGAAAUACUGUGUCAUUAAAAGCAGAUCCUGGGCCCACCCCAGACACAGGCACAGCCCAGCUGAGGCCAAAAACUGGAGUGUCCGAGGAUGUGCAGCUCUGGAAUUCACUCCACACCCUGAGGAGGGGCUCCGGGGAGCAGAUCGGGCAGCAGGGGUGGAGGCUGGGGCCAUGCUGCGGGACAGCAGCCCCUCCACCCGGACCUGGGAGCAAGUGCGGAGGAAGAGAUCCUGCCCAUGUGCACAAAGGGCAGCCCAGCCUGUCUGGAAGGCAUUAAGGUCCCCAUCAGUGUAUGGCUCUGUGCUCUGGCCUAGAUGCUAGGAGACCUAACUUGUGGGUAGCUUCCUCCUCUGGGCCUUAUUUCCCAUCUGUAACAUGAAGGCCUGGGACUUUUUGAUCUCCAAAGGGCCUUCAGCCAGGGAAUCUGUGUCUGCCGACCCUUUCUCACACUGAGUCCAGAUGCAACCUCUUCCCCCUGGAUGCCGAGCUCAGGUGGCCAUUACGAAUCCAAACUGGCACAUAACCCAGAACCUACUGGCCAUUCUAGUACUUAUCUCACAAUCUUCUCUUCCCAACAGCAGGGAGCGUCUUCUAGGUGAUUGUAAAUUUUAAAUUCCAAUUAUUUUGAGAACUAAUUUUUUACUUCACCUGGUAUCUUUAGUGCCCAGCAAAGUUGGGGGUGAACUAGAAAUGUCUAUAAAUUACCCAAAGUUCCGUAGAUGUGGAAUACACCUUCCCUGUCAAUCCAGCAGUGCACAGCAGGAAGGAAUAGGACUUGCAGUCCUUUUUAAUGCAGAACAAGUCAAAAACAGUAAGUCAUCACCUACCUGCCUGUCAGACUUCUAGCAACUUUUGCCGCCAGACAGUCACCAAAUGAAAUCAAAUAGAAAGAGCCCUGAGCAGUGAAACAAUUCUGAGUGGUCACAAAACCCAUGCAUUUUGUUCCGUGAGUUAUCUGGUUGCCGAGCCACACACGGCCGCUGCAGUGGGCGGCCCAGGCUGGCAGAUGCGCAGCACAGAUACCACUGUUUCCUUCUCUUGCUCAGGGCAUGGCUUGUUUAUCUGGUGGCACCAGACUUGAAGGAUAAAUACAGGUAGUCAGCUCAGACCCGGUGACAGCAAUGCAAAAUCAAUGACAGCUGACAGGAAGGGAAGACGCAUGGAAAAGGGGCUAAGGAGAAAUGCACAGCAGACUUGGUAUUUGCAGUGCAAUACUGGCCUCAUGACCAAGUCAUCAUAAUGCCAGUGUUCACCAUCUUCUAACUAAGGCAGGGAAUUCACACGUUCUCGAAAAAACCCUCAGAAAUAGGAAGAGAGGCAGCAUAGCAAGAGUACAGAUUUUUGGAGGCACGUGGAUUUGCAUUCUGGUUCUUCUUCCUCUGCGGAGCAGCAGACCGGUUCUUUCCUUCUGAGCCAUCAUAAAGAUGAGAUGUGGACACACUUAGGACAUCUGGCACAUAAAUGCUUAACAACUGGUACUUGGUAUUAUCGCAAAUGAAUUUGCUAAUUUUGAGCCCCUUCUGUGCUUGUCCACUAACCUUCCUCCCAGAACGUGUUCAGAGCUGUGCUUUUUCCUAAAAAAUCUACACGCCACAAUCCGUUGCGGGUAGGACCUGCUUUAAAGGUCUAAGCAAGAGCCUGGUUAUGCCAGCCCUGGCUAGGGCUGGGACACUUUACCCUGUGUUCCCGGAGACUUGGGGACCCCAGAGGCCUGCCGGCGCUCAGCACUCCAGGUGCCUCUUUUGGCAAUUUGAACGGGGGACUGUCCAUUCUGCUUUUACUACUUACGGGAAGGCCUUUUGCAAAUACUUGACCCACUUUUUUAGAAAAAGUGUUUUUCAUUUACCACAAAAGUAAUGUAGUUAUGGAGGAAGUUUGGAAAAAAAAAAAAUACAGUUCAAAUCACCAUAGUCCUCUGAUAAACACACUAUCAAUAUUUUGAUGAAUUUAUUCCUAGGAUUUUUUCUUAGGAUAUACAUAUAAACAUAUAUGUUCACAUAUUAUAGAUAGGUAUUUUAAAAAAUUGGGAUCAUACUUUAUUAAUUGCUUUGAGAUAUGCUUUUCCUGCUUUGUUAUAUGGUGAAAAUUUCCCUGUUAAUAAAUAUUUUUCGAAAA